AUGGCUUUGCGGGUUAUUCAGACGGCCCUUAGAACUCGGGCUUUCAAUACCAUUAGCUGCCACCCCCCACCAGAUAGCAUAUACGCUCGGGUUCGGAAUUUCAUAGCCACAAAUGACAUCCUCCGGGGUGACGCCUCUGUUCUUCCUCUAGAUCAUGAACCGUCUAAAACCCUCAGCACUAUCCAGAAGGAGUUGUUAGAGCAAAUAGAAGAAGCUGAUGUAAAUUAUUAUGAGUUUAAGGUUAGGCGUGGUGGACCAACCACUAAGGAGGCUCCAAACCUGAUACCGUUUGAUCAGGAGAGACGCAUCGUUGGAUGCAUUUGCCAUGAAGAAUCUCAUCACAUCAGCUACCUGCUGCUCUAUAGGGGUUUACCAGCUCGCUGCAGAUGUGGUCACUGGUUCAAGCUGGUCACUUUCGACGAAUACGAGGCCGCUCGAGAUCGCUAUUGGAAAAAAAUCGAAUCGGAGCCAGAAAACCAGAAGCUGAUGAAGGAUUUGAACGAUGCCGAAACUGAAUUGCAAAAACUUCUAGAAGAGAGCAAGUCAAUGACCAACCGCUCCCCUGGGUCCAACGAUAUGUUGGACAAGUUGGCAAUAGAAUGGAAUAAGUACAAAAACGCCUACCACCAAAUUAGAAAGAAGAUCGAUGAGGCUUGCAUCACGGAUAUUCGUUGA
Messenger RNA from Echinococcus granulosus, 675 nucleotides. RefSeq names its product Cytochrome c oxidase subunit 5B. Gene Ontology annotation, biological process: mitochondrial electron transport, cytochrome c to oxygen. The record is from RefSeq and is a predicted model, not a curated record. Gene Ontology annotation, cellular component: mitochondrial envelope. The transcript is spliced from 4 exons. Lineage: Eukaryota; Metazoa; Platyhelminthes; Cestoda; Cyclophyllidea; Taeniidae. The coding region runs from base 1 to 675 and encodes 224 amino acids.